CGUUUGUGUUUGGUUUCACUUCCGCACUCCGCUGCUGUCACUAGCCUGUUAGCAUCUUCCUGGAUCACACCCAGCACAUUUUGCUGCACAAAGCGCCUUUAUUACCCUGAACAGAAAAGGCGCGCAGCUUACAGAGUUCCUGUAAAACUCCAGAGUGCGUGCACGUUUACUUUAUUUUAUCUGUGAAACAAAACAGCAGCUUUAACAAGUCAACCAGGAAGCGACGUUAGCGAGAGGAAGCUCACUGCAUCACCAGCGGGCUGCAUGUUUAAACAACUGUUAAACUGUAACUAACAAAAGGAUCUCUGCGCCUCAACGCGGCUGGAGAAGUCAUGAAGGUGGUCAACUCUCCCGACGGAGGGACCCUCCUGGUGUGGACGCUGGUUGUCCUGAGUGUGAGUGGGGUGCACGCCACUGAUGGCACCAAAAGCUGUAAACUGUUGUCUGAGUCUGUGUCAGAACGGAAAGUCCUCAGUCGACUAGAGGGACUCGCCCAUCAGAACUUCACAGCUGAGACCAAGAACGGAUCAGAGGUUUACACGUAUGUGUUCCAGCUGUGUGGAGACGCAGGAGGUGUUCCAGGAGCCGGGGUCAUUCAGUACGACAGCAAGAAAACGGAUAAUAAACCAACAGUGAUCGGCAUGUAUGAUUCAACAAAGGCCAUUGGAGGAAGUGACUGGGUGUUGCUGAUCUAUGAAAAUGGUGAAAAAUACGAUUUGCACUGCUCCCAGGAAAAGAGGAAAGCCAUGAUCAUGAUCUCUUGUGACAGGACAAUGGCAGAGGGCAAGAUGAAGGUGGAGCUGGAGGACCGGGACAGGAACGAGGGAUGUUUCUACCUUUUUGAGCUGGACUCCAGUGCAGUCUGCCCAGCUAUUGAGACCCACAUCAGCACUGGCUCCAUCAUACUCAUCAUUGGUUUCUGUCUUCUGGCUGUUUAUCUGAUUGGAGGUUUCCUCUACCAGCGACUGAUUGUUGGAGCCAAAGGCAUGGACCAGUUCCCAAAUUAUGCUUUUUGGGUGGAGGUUGGCAAUCUGACAGCGGAUGGAUGUGACUUUGUGUGCCGGUCACGAAAUCGUGAGGAAGCCCCGGCCUACAGGGGAGUGGCCUCCGAACCUUUAGAAGAAGAACAAGAGGAGAGAGACGACCACCUACUACCUAUGUGACCUCAAAAUGUCACAAAUGGGAAAGAAACUUUCACUGUGUGACACAGUUUAUUCUCUCACAGUUUGCAGGUUGCUGUUAGACACAAGCCUCGUUUUUCUUGUUAAAUUUCGACACUUUGCGUGUAUAUUCCAGACUUGUGCCUGCGGCAUCACUCUGAUCUGUUUACUGCUGUAGAGGGUAUGUUACUCAUAGGGCUGACAGACCUGACUCCUCCUCCUACCCCAUGCAUUUUCAUUCAGCGGUUCGAUGUCCAACGAAUGGGUGAUAUUUCCGUGUUUAGAAAGUGACAAUAAAGACUAUUCUUCCAUAGAAACACAAAAAGGAAAAAAGAUAUGAUAAUGGAUUUCUACCCGAUUUAAACCUAAUGACGUAAUGCUCAUCUUUUUCUGCAUAGCUCAUGAUUCAUUGUUUGAAGUUGCUGCAGGUUGCAGCAAGCUGUUUUCCCCCAGGACCUGGGCCUUAUUCCAGAAGCCAGCUUUACUUUGUAAGCCUGACUCAUAUUCACUUGAGUCUGUUCCAUAAAAUAAAUUGGAAAACGUCAAGCUCAGCUACUAUGACGAAUUAUGCUGGAAAACUAGUUGAAUUUGCUUUAUGGAACUGGCUUCUUCGGUAAACUCACUUCAUGGACCAGGGCUGUGGUGCACUGAUGGUUGCAGUUUACAAAGCACACACGUGUGUUUGAUUGUGUAAUUUGGCUUUAAUCAGUUUGUGUUUUUGUUUUCAGAGUUAGAAAAGUAAUUUGAGAAUGUAAAUGUUUAAUUUCAUUUUCUGUGACUGUGCCUACGGUCUUGUUAAGAAAUCACUGGGAAAAAACCAUUGCUCAACUGGUUUUAAUUUUACUUUUUUUUUUUUUUAACCUCUUUCCUUUCUCCCACAUCAUGGGGAAAAGCUUUACAUCAAACCUUUUUUUUCAGUACCGUCAACAAUGCAGUUAAAUUAAUGCGCUAAACUUACAAAUUUGGUGUAAAAAAAGCAAAAAAAGCAUUGAACUGAAAUUGAAACUGUAUUAUGUCUCAAAUCACUAAUUUUUGCUUUUCACUGCUAAUUCACAGUGUGAUUGCAAUUAGAAGAUAUUUAUAUAUGAAUUCUGCUAUUCAUAAUUUACGAUAUCGAUAAGGAUUAGGUAUAUAUGUAGAAUAUGUACUUGUAUUUUCAUGGAAUAUGUUUGCAGCAAAAUACCAAUAUGCAGAAUCACUAAACAGAUAAUAUUGAUAAUAACUAAUAAUAUUAUGAUGGCUGAACUCACACUAACACUCUGGUGAAGAGUCGAGUGUCUUGACCAAAUAUUCAGGCGGCUUCAUGCCUGAUGCUUUGCUUCUUUAGCAGAAUAGAGCUGCAAUGAAAGCACUUAAUUUCCUCUUUGUAUCAAUAUAUUAUUGUUGUAAAACUGUUACAGCUUUGAGGAUAUAAAUAAUGAAGUUUGUAAUAUUUUUAGAAAUUUCAGAUGCGAUGCUAAAGAUUAAGGCAGGAAUUUGACUGUGAUGGCAAAAUUAUGUAAUUGAGUUUAAGUUGUGAAUGAAGUUACUGUAUUAUUGUCAGUGUGAGCACUUAUGUUUGUUUUUGUUUGUUUCUAUCACUUGCUUUUUGUGUUUAUUAGGGUGAAAUUUCUUUCAUUAGUUUAGAGACUCAGCUCCCGGAUCAUGAUCUGGUGGUUGUAAUGAAUUGAACAACCUACACAUUAAUAUGACACCCUGUUUGGUUUGAGGAUGAUUUCAUUUCCCCAAAUGUUUUAUUUGUUUUUUGAUUGCAUUAAAAAUAAAUCAUGAAAAUAGUUUAUGUAUGCCCAUUGUGGUGGUGAAAUCAGUACACACCCAAGUGCACUCAUCUUUGGAGAUUUAAUGAAUGUAAAAUGUUUUAAUAAAAACAUUUCAUGCAUAA
Molecule: messenger RNA, 3042 nt
Organism: Centropristis striata (black sea bass)
Lineage: Eukaryota; Metazoa; Chordata; Actinopteri; Perciformes; Serranidae
Gene: m6pr
Product: mannose-6-phosphate receptor (cation dependent)
Exons: 7
Coding region: 333-1163 (276 amino acids)
Biological process (GO): protein targeting to lysosome
Cellular component (GO): endosome; trans-Golgi network; Golgi apparatus
Molecular function (GO): protein domain specific binding
Source: RefSeq, a predicted model, not a curated record